Neoarius graeffei (lesser salmon catfish) is the source of this 8915-nucleotide messenger RNA. RefSeq names its product WIZ zinc finger b (gene wizb). Gene Ontology annotation, molecular function: DNA-binding transcription factor activity, RNA polymerase II-specific; RNA polymerase II cis-regulatory region sequence-specific DNA binding. Lineage: Eukaryota; Metazoa; Chordata; Actinopteri; Siluriformes; Ariidae. The record is from RefSeq and is a predicted model, not a curated record. The coding region runs from base 360 to 6449 and encodes 2029 amino acids. Gene Ontology annotation, cellular component: nucleus. Gene Ontology annotation, biological process: regulation of transcription by RNA polymerase II. The transcript is spliced from 17 exons.
GGAGGUUUGGGCGAAGAGUUUUGCUGUAAAGUCGCUUAGAGCUGCUUUAACAGCAGAUCCUCUUCUUCUCCUCCCCGCUAACGUCACCCACGCAGCCGUGGCGUCCCUCUGGAGCCAACAACAUGGAGUCGGAUCGUCUGCACCGCUAAAGCCGAGCAGCGCCUCAGCUUUCCCCGAUCCUGCAACAACAAACGCGGUGUCUUUCUGCAGUAAAGCGGCCGCGCGCGUGUAGCGACAGACUUCAAGCCCGACACGGCAUGGGGAGCUCGGUGUGCGCUGUUCCGGAGAGCAGCGGGGCGGGCAGGCCGUGACGAACAGGACACCAUGUAGGUGGGUUGAACAGAUUACAACACCGGAUCAUGGAACCUGACAUAGGUCCUCUUCCCAGUAUGGACCCCCAUGAUCCGACAUCCAUCCGGGAGCUCCCGGAAUCCCCCUCUCUACUCAGCAACAGCUUGAUGGCAGGAUUGCCCCAAGGUGGUGAUCUGGAGAGGGAUGAUGAAGAUGUAAACCUCCUCCACAAAAGUGCAUCUUAUGAGAAGAGUGAGAGUAAACACAGAUCCUCAGCCUUCUCCUCAUCUCUAACAUGGGACUCAGACUCUGAGAAAGAAACAUUUGAUGAAGAGGAACUUCAGCACUUUUCUAAUCCUCAUGGCCUUGCUGCUCACAGUCCAGGAAGUCCCACCUGUGAACAGGAGCAAGACAAUGCUACUGCGUGCAGAGUUGACUGUGGAGUUUACCGAACACCUGAAAAGCCCAAGAAAAUAGUGUUAGACAAAAACCUGUCUAGUUCUUUGGACGCACAAGGUCAAGACAGAGAUGCAUGCAGAGAUCCAGGGAUGGUACAGUCCAGCACUCAACAAUGUGUCGAAAAUGAUAACGUUGGAGGUGUAUCAGAUCAAGUUGGGCCACUUUUCUCAGACACAAUACCAAUAGAGGAAAACCAAAAAGAAGAGGAUGAGAAAGGGUUUGAUCCCAAGAAGAAGGAAAUAAAGAAAGUUCCAGAACGAGAUGUAUAUACCUUCCCGGGUGAUUCAGAUCCUGAAAGUCCACCACCAGGUCCAUGGGCGCACUGCACCUUCAUCCAGCGCAGGAGAAAGAAAAGAGCCUUACUGAGACCUUUUUCUGGACUCAAUCCUUGGCAGUGCACACCUGGUACAGUCAGGAAGACCAGAGUAAACCCCUCCAGGGCAAAAGAGUGCAGUAAAUUUGUGAACGAUAAGGAAGGUGUGUUUGAAUUUAAGGAGGAAGAGGAAGAGAAGGUUCAAGGCAAGAAGCAGUCACAAGAAUACAGAGAAGAACUUUGUCAAGAGAUUUUCACCUGUGUUGAAUGUAGCAUCUACUUUAAAAAAGCAGCACAUCUGAGGGAGCACAUGCGAGAACAUGGCCAAGGCAGUGGGAGAAAAGGACAGUGUGAAGAAGAUAAUGCAAGGAGGAGGCGAGCCAAGAAAGGUGGCUUUGAGUGUAUGGAAUGUGGACAGAAUUUCGCCGAUAGGCUGGUGCUGUUGGACCAUCACAGACGCCAUCAGGAGUCACGGCACAAGAUCUUGGAGGAGAUGGGAAAGCUGAAUGAUGGAGGGAAGAGAGCAAAUCGCAGAAAUUCCAGAAAGCCAGCCACGAAUAAGUCCUUGGCCAUUUGUGGCCAGUUUGUUUGUCUUAAGUGCAACUAUAGCUCUGAUGUGCCUCAAGAGCUUGCAGAUCACGCCAAGACACAUACAACUCGGACCAGGGCUGGUGGGCACCGUGUCUCACCCCGCUUCCAGCAAAAAUCCAGCAGAAAAGGAUGGACACGGUAUUCUGGUAAUGCUGCAUCGACCACAGCGGUUAGUGAUAGGUACCCCACCAGAGCUUCUGUGCAAAUGGGGGGAAGUAAGCCUGAAACUGACCAUUUGCAGGGCAAAGACUGCGAUCCAGAGAGUGAGAAUAAGACUGAUCUCUUUCCAGGACCUAGCCAGAAUCACACAGUAUCUGAAAAUCCAGCAGAACCCACAGACAAGCCAGAAUUAGAAAGUACUCAGUCUGAAGCUGCUCCCCUUGUAAGUCCAAGCCUACAGGAGGAGUCUGGGUCUGCUGAGGUUGGGCUUGGAGAAGAGAAUGUCUCAAAUCUCCAAACUCCUGAGCUUUUACUUACAAACACAAAGGCUGAAACACGGCAAAAGGAUGUUGUUUUCAAGGGCACAGGAAAUCGCCGCUCAAAACGAGUUCUGAGGCGUGUAAUAGGACGAAUACGAGCAAGUAGCAGACUGGAUCCCCAGUCUACUGAUACUAGUGAUACAAAUAUCAAUAUGCAAAACACUGAGGAAACCACAGAGCUGAGCCAAAAAGCAUCUGUACUACCAGAUCUAGAGGGUGAUCUCAUGGUGGCCAACAAAGCAGGAGUGGAGACAUCUGCUCUAGUUUUAGAUCUCAACAUGUCUCCUCCACCAAAAGCCUCCAAGGACUCCAAAGAAGAGACAAAUGAAGAGACCCUGCCUGACAGUGAAAAGGAUGAAUGUAGCAAAAACACCACUGAUGAAAAAGAUAAUGAUAAUAAUGAUCUUGAUGAUGAUGAUGAUGGUGAUGAUGAUGACGAUGACGGGGGUGAUGAUCAGAAUGAUAAUGCCAGUGACAAAGAAGAGAACGAGGAUGUUGUCAAUCAGCUUGAUGUCUUAACUGAAGAGGAGGAUGAGGAAGAUGAAGAGGGAAUUUUGCUGAAGACUGUAGAAAAGAAAUGUCCCUACUGCCAAGACUGCUUUGAUAAUGGAAUUGGACUAGCUAAUCAUAUUAGGGGUCACCUGAACAGAGUUGGAGUCAGUUACAAGGUUAGACACUUCAUAUCUCCAGAAGAGGUUAAUGCCAUUGAGAAGAAGUUCUCCUACCAAAAAAAGAAGAAGAAAGUUGCUAACUUUGACCCAGCAACCUUCAGUGUGAUGCGCUGUGAGUUCUGCAGUGCUGGCUUUGACACCAGGGCCGGCCUUUCCAGUCAUGCUCGUGCACACCUACGAGACUUUGGCAUUACCAACUGGGAGGUCACUGCGUCGCCCAUUUAUGUCCUCCGCGAGCUCUUCUCUAAGCGGCCCGACCUUGCUUUAUCCAUUACCCCUGCUUUUAACGCUGAGACACAAGACAAGAAACCAUGUAAAGAAGAAGAGGAAUCCAUGUUAGUAAAUGAUGAAGAAAGUGGAACUUCAGAACCAGUGCUGCAGAUACCUGCAUCUCCAACUCAGCCUUGGAGAGAGAGCCAGAAUGAUGGUGAAGCUGAUGGUGGGAACAACAAGGGGGAGGGAGAUGAAAAAAUGCAACUGCAGGAUGACUUUAACUCCAGCCCAGGAUCAAACAGCUCAGCUGCUGCAGAAGAGACCAAUACAAAAGGCUCCAGUCUGCUGAAGUGUGAGGUCUGCAGUGCCCUGUUUGAGACACGGCGUGGUCUGUCCAGCCAUGCUCGCUCUCAUCUGCGCCAGCUAGGUGUGGGCAUGUCUGAAAGCAGUGGUGCACCCAUAGAUCUCCUCUACCAUAUAACCAAGGAGCGGGCCACUGACUCCCACUUACCUGCCUCACCGCCAUCACAUUCACCAACACCAUCACCAAAAAACACUCACCAUCAUACUUUCUGUGUUCCUAUGCCAAGCCCCAGUAGGAGUGCAGAGUUUGAAGAUGAACCACAAGACAUUAAGCCCCUCUCACUUCUGCGUAGUGUAGCAAAAUCUCCCCCUUCCCCAAGCAGACCACCAUCUGGCUUGCAGCCAUCCUCUCCAUUUGGAAGGUCUCCAUCCCCCUCUCGUUCUCUGUCUACUUCCCCAUCCCCAGUGCUGAGGAAGGCCCCAAUCUCCUCAUUGCUGCCUGUGUCUUCCCAACUGCGCUCACAUGAGCACAAGACUGUGUCAAGGGCCCACAAUUCAGCAUUGUCCACUGCCCCAUCCAGACCACUCUGGGCACCACAAGAAACAGAAGGUCCCCUUAAUCUCUCAAUGGAUAUGGAUUCUAACACAGACAUUAUAUGCAAGCUAUGCGGAGCCUGGUUUGAAACACGCAAAGGCCUCUCUAGUCAUGCACGAGCCCACCUGCGUCAUUUUGGCGUGGAAUACUCUGAGUCAAAGGGGUCCCCUAUCGACCUACUCAAUACACUUAUCCUCACUGAUGACUUCAAGCGCAGAGCUACGUCCUUACGCUCUGACAGCCCGGAGGACUUGAGGGUCCAUGGACACACUGUGGGUCCACCCUCUCCCUCCACAUCUACACCUACUUCUGCUUCCAAGAGGCCCUUCCUCUCCAACUCUGUCCAAUUAAAGAACACAUCAUUAAAAAGUGGUGUUUGCUCCAAAGCUACCUCCUCAUCUUCUUCUUCCUCUACCCACACCUUGCUUAGUCCACCCACCAAGAAGCUGAAACCUUCUUCACAGCAGGUCUUCCAUUUGAGUGGCAGGGAGAUGAUGUCCAUUCCUUUAGCUGAACCAAUGAAAGAUGUGUGUUGUGAGUUUUGCGGUGAGCUUUUUGAGAACCGCAAAGGCCUCUCCAGUCAUGCUCGUUCCCACUUGCGUCAGCUGGGCAUCACUGAAUGGUCUGUGAAUGGCUCACCCAUCGACACACUACGAGACCUCAUAACUCGCCGAGGUUUGCCAUGCGUCAUGCCUCUGAAACCCUUGAAAUCAUCCUCAUCCUCUCCAAGCCCAGGACCCCAUCGGACCUUACACCAGUAUUCUUCCCCACCAGGAGGUGCCCUUGGCCGUCAGGCUUUCUCUUUCACUCAGCAAAAGCCUGCCAAGGUGGCAGUAUCAGCACCUGUCCCCAGCACCUCCCCAGCAGUACUAAUGGUGAAACCCAAACCAGAACCUCAGCAGGUGGAAGUUACUGUGACUGGAGGGGGACAUGAAGGUUAUAGCUCUGAGUCACAGCAUCCGAGCUGGAUGAGCUCAGAUAAUACGCAUUCCAUCAACCUGUUAAUGACCCAGGAGAGGGAACCGUCCCGUGAUAUCCGUUGCGAAUACUGCGGUGAGUUUUUUGAGAACCGCAAAGGCCUCUCCAGUCAUGCCCGCUCACAUUUACGCCACAUGGGUAUCACUGAGUGGUCUGUCAAUGGCUCGCCAAUUGACACACUGUGGGAGAUAAUGCGUAAUCAGGGGACCACACCAGCAUCUCUUGCGUCAGGUGUAAAAGAGGAACCAGGGCAAGAGAGCAGCUCAUCCUGGGACAGUCAAGGGUAUCAGUCAUCCAGAGUCUCCCCAAAAGCACCCAUUAAUCUGCUCCACUCCAGCUCACGCCUCCAUAAGCAUGGAUUUGGGCCCACAAGAAUGUCAACUACCCCUCCAGCAGGCAAGUUUCUUAGUAUGAAACCCACUGGGAAGAGGUUGCUGGGAACCGAAGGACACCUUGAUCAAAGGUCACCAUCAACCCAGUCAAAAACCUUCUCACCCCCACCACAGGACUUCUCUUUUAAAGGAAGAAUGUCCACAGACAAGUAUGGGGUAGGCCGCAUGGAUGCUAGCUGUGAGUUGUGCGGUUUUGCCUUUGAGAACCGGAAGGCUUUGGCCAGCCAUGCGCGGGCUCAUUUGCGACAGUUUGGUGUGACGGAGUGGUCUGUGAAUGGUUCACCCAUUGAGACACUGAGUGCCUGGAUGCGCAGCCGGCCACAAACAGUGGCUGAGCUGCACCGUAGCUACCUAUCAGAUGGGCACAUUACCCAAAAGAAGAAGCACUCAGCAGCCCAGUGGGCGUCUCUAACACUGUCCCAGGGGAGGCCUGUUGAACGGCAGAUCAUGAGCAGUUCAUGGAGUUCAUUAUCACGGGCAGUAGAGGUAAAAAAUCGAAAUGGCACUACUUUUCACCAUGGCAUCAGUACCCAGGAUAGGGGACAUCAGUCCAGCAGUGCACAUCCACAUGCGCAAGUGGCUCGGAGUGAACUUAAUGUCCGGGUGACACGAGGCAUUGAGCGACGGCCCCUGAAACAUCCAUUACAUGCUGAUGGAGGGGAGAGAGAAAGUUGUCCUCCCAAACCACCUCGCACUAGUACUGUUCCUGCCCUUGUGCCAAAACCACCUUCCACUCCUCUGGUCAAACUUGUGGGUAAAAUCUACUCCCUCAAGUGCCGGUUUUGUGAUGUGGAGUUUCAUGGCCCCCUGUCAGUCCAGGAGGACUGGAUCAGGCAUCUGCAGCAGCACAUUCUGAAACUUGACUACAACAACAAGCCAGCUCCCACAGCAAAUAACACUCCAGCCAAAUCUGACAUGGCUGUUCCUGAAAGGCAAGCCUCAGCUACUACCUCCACUUCUAUUACUACUACAGCAACGACAGCUUCUACUCCCACCUCAGCCACAAGUCUUAACCCUACAUCUGUAUCUACACCAUGUCCACCAGUCUCGACUCCUACUCCUGCUCCUACACCCACUUCAACCCCGACCUUGACAGCUCCCACCCUGACCGGCCCUGGAAUUCCAACCAAGGCUGAGCUGGAAGUCGAUACACCUACUACAUAAUGCUUUUGUCUUAUGUAUUUAAAUUCCGUUUCCUUCAUUCUGUUUGUACUUCCUUUUGUUAUUAAAAAACAAGGGUUUGGAAGCGCAUUGCUUAUUACCCAUUCAUUUUUGUAAGUCAUGUCGUAAAUCAUACAGCAGUAAAAGGAGCUUGAGGUAGGACUGUUGCUAUUCCAGUUUGGGUUUUGCUGGCCAACAAAAGAUGUUUAAAUUCUUUCACUUUUGAUGAUAUUUGUUUGUGUAAAAAAGUAUUAACAGGUCAGUGGUGCAUAUGGCGGUAUCUGAAUAUGUAGUGUAACUAACUUGCUAUGUCCUUCUUUUAGCUUAGUUGGAUUUUAAGAGGGAAUGGAACAGUGUUUUUUAUUUGUACUGAACAUGGAACAUCUACCUACUAGUUUGCUAAUGAAAGGCACAAGCAAAAUAUAAACAAUUUUUAUGUCAAUCCAGAAUUGUUGUAGCACUUUCUUUUAAUGACUCCCCCCCCCCCCCCAAGCACGAAUACACUAAGCCUUUAACCCUCUCAAAAUAAGCUUGUCAUGGCAGACACCUAUUUAAUGGUUAACACAGUUGUGCCAUAAAGAAGUACUAUGAGCUAUCAGUGCUGACAUGCCCUUGCUCAAACUUUUAGGAUGCACCUUACAUGAUCUCAUUUGUAAUGAGUCCUAAUGUAGGUCACAUUUUUCCUCAUAAUUCUACUAGUUUUCAUAGUAAAUAUGACUAUUAUUAUUAUUAUUAUUAUUAUUAUUAUUAUUAUUAUUAUUAUUAUUCAUUUUUCCUGAGUUUUAGUAAAUGACAAAAAGGGAUAAUUUCCCUUUUGGUUCAUAAAGGUUUCAAUAAGCUAAUAAAUACUGUAAUUUGUGUUUAAUGUAAUCAUGAUAAGGAAAAAACAAAAAUACAAAUUAGCAGCAUACCAUGUCUUUUCAAAUGUUCUGACUACUAUUUGUUGUCUGGGUUCUUAAAGGCCGGAAUAUUACUGUUGGUACUGCAGAAAGAUGGCAAGGUACCUGCACUUAAUGAUUAGAAAAUUUCAGUGUGCUUAAAUGUUGAGUGAAGCCUAGUUUGCUAUUUGCACAUUAGCUUACUGCACCCACUCUUGAGCUGUCUCUCCCAUUUGCUUAGAAUACUUUUUUUUUUAAAUUAAAAAUAGUUUUUGAAGAAAUUGCCCUGGAUUUAAAGAAUGGAAAGUUGGCCUAAAAUUGGGUUAAUUAAUGAACUUGCUGCCUGCCUUGACUAAAACCCAAAUCCAUGUGCUAAUGCAUUGCACUUUUGAAUACGCCCUGUUUUGAAUAGAAGAAUCUGAAUGUUUGGCAUAUGAAUAAUGAGUUGAUGCACUUUUGCUCAAGGCUGGAUCGGGAAGUGUUUGUAAUUGUGCGUGUACGUGCAUGCACUUAAAAGGUCACAUGUAUGUCUUUGCCAUAUAGCUGCAAAUCUAGUUUUAAAAUAGGUUUCAAUAAUACAUUUGUGUUUCUGCCAAGAACUUCAAUGCACUGCGUCCAUCAGUCUGUGGCAGAAUGUGCCAAAGAAUCAGUGUGACAUGGGACAGUCUCCUAGGCUACUGCCGUCAUACCCAAGUUUGUGACUGAAUGGAGAAAACAGAUUUGGUCUUCUCAACUGAGGGAAAUGGUGGACAGUGGCUACUGAGAAAAUCUGAGUUGUCCUUCUUCGGAUUGUAUUUUACACCUUAGAUAAAGUGCUUCUGAGAAACACCACAAAUCUUUGGUAUGCUGGAUCUUAAUCUCGGGACAUUUAUGGUUAUUGCUUGAUCAAAGAAGAGACUACUUGGAUACAUCUUGCUUCUGUUAAGGACUGACAGAACUAUGUAGCUUCACAUGACUUUAGAUGGUAAUCCAUUUCUACACAGUGAAGCAAUAACAGUAUGGUCACAUGACAAACUAUGGUUUGUUUCACUACUCAUAGCAUUUCUGUGACUGUUAGACUUGCAGCAUUCCUGUGGAGUAUAUGACUAUAUUACAACUAGUACCUACUAGUCAUGAAAUAUGAUCUUGAUCAAUUUGAGUUUAUUUCAACAAUAAUUCUGUGCAUUUUUUUAUUGCCAUUUGUCUUUCUGUACUUGCAGUUCAAGAUAAGUGAAAUAGAACAAGUGUUAUUUUUUAUUAUUGGUGCUCAUGAGUUAAAGUGGAUAUGAAUGGAUUUUUAAUUUUCAAUGCUUAGAUCAUGAAAAUGUCCUGACAUUGAAGGACUUUAAAGAUGUGUCUUGAUGGGGACUGUAAUGCAGACCUCAAGAUGAGCUGCUGCUGGAAAGUGCCAGGCAGUUGUCUCCUGUAAGACUUUCUUCAGCUAGUUUGGAUUGGUUACAAGAGGUGUGUGUGUGUGUGUGUGUGUGUGUGUGGGGAGUGGGAGAGAGAGAGAGAGAGAGAGAAUGCUUCGCUGCCAUGGAAGACUCAUACUGUGCACAAGCAUUAGGACGAUUCAUGUGAAUCAACAAAUCAUUAAAUGUGAUCUGAAACA